Aspergillus saccharolyticus JOP 1030-1 is the source of this 1058-nucleotide messenger RNA. RefSeq names its product phytanoyl-CoA dioxygenase family protein. NCBI's taxonomy places the organism in Eukaryota, Fungi, Ascomycota, Eurotiomycetes, Eurotiales, Aspergillaceae. The coding region runs from base 55 to 984 and encodes 309 amino acids. The record is from RefSeq and is a predicted model, not a curated record. The transcript is spliced from 3 exons.
CAUGAUUUUGCCGCCCAUAUCGCAGCUUCAUAGACAUCACUCCCCCCAAACACCAUGACAGAACCAAGUACUCUUACCCAAGGUGUGCAAUGUGUGUCAAAAGACACACCCCUCGUCGAGAUUCUCGCCCACAUGAAACGUGAUGGCGGGGUGAUCAUCGAGAACCUCAUCGCCGAAGAAGACAUCGACAAAACCAACGAGGAGGUCAAGCACCGACUAGCCCAGGACGUAGAAUGGGACGGCGUGUUCUUCCCCAAAGAAACUAAACGCGCCAACUCCAUGAUAGCAGUCAGCCCAACCUACACCCAAACCCAGCUCAUGAACCCGACCUUCCAGGCGAUCUGUGCACACUUCCUGACCACGCGACACUGGUUCUGGUGGGGCGAAGAACGCAAGGAAUCCGUCUCCAAGCCCUACGUAUCGUCCUGCACGGCCAUGGAGAUUGGGCCCGGCGCCAAAGCCCAGCCUCUGCAUCGAGACUCCUUCGUGAACCAUACCUGGCUCCCGGAGAUCGAGGCGUGGGACGAUGAACGCGACAAGCAUCGCGAGUCGGAGAUCGGGAUGAUGGUUGCGGGGUGUAAAGUCACCAAGGAGAAUGGGGGGACGGCGUUUAUUCCAGGGAGUCAUUUGUGGGGCACCGACCGCCCCCAACCCCCGAAAGCCCAAGACACCAUCUCCGUCUGCAUGGAAAAAGGCGACGCCUUCAUCCAGUUCGCCUCCACCUAUCACGGGGGUGGCAGCAACACCACCACCGACCAGAAGCGACUGUGCUACGCCACCUUCAUGGUGCGUGGCUAUCUGCGGCAAGAGGAGAACCAGUUCCUGGCUGUUCCCAAGGAGGUGGCCCGGAGGUAUGACCGGCCCAUCCAGGAGGUGAUCGGGUAUUCGUUGAGUGACCCGGCGUGUGGGUACGUGGAGCAGCUGGAUCCGAUCUAUGCGCUGCGGCCGGAGUUGUUGGGGGAGGCGAGGCCGAGGGAUUGGUGAUUGCUGGGAAAAACUAGGCCUGGUGGAGUAGGUAGAAAUGGCAGGGAUUUUUAUUCUGGAGUGGACGAGUCCUG